GGCGAGGGGACACACUGACUGUUAUAAUAACACCACACCAGCAGCUCCUGGCUCCCCAACAGCCGGGUCCCAGGCAGGAGAGAAUCAGUGGCAGAGAGUCAUUUUUCUUCCUUAAAGAAGCCAACAACUUGCUUGCUAGUUUUAUUGCUGUUAAGAUUUUUUUUUCCUUUUGGCGUGUGUGGUGGUGCUGGUGGUGGUGGUCUUUUUCUAAGUGUGGAGGGCCAAAGGAGAUACCGAGCCAGGCUCAGCCAGACCCCUCUCCAAAAACGGCUUCUCUGGCACUCCAGCUGCCUGACAGCCUCUACCCUGUGGAAGACCUCGCCGCCUCGUCGGUGACCAUCUUCCCCAAUGGUGAACUGGGAGGCCCCUUCGACCAGAUGAACGGAGUGGCCGGAGAUGGCAUGAUCAACAUUGACAUGACUGGAGAGAAGAGGCCCUUGGAUCUCCCAUAUCCUAGUAGCUUUGCUCCCAUCUCUGCGCCUAGAAACCAGACCUUUACGUACAUGGGCAAAUUCUCCAUCGACCCCCAAUACCCUGGUGCCAGCUGCUACCCAGAAGGCAUCAUCAAUAUUGUGAGUGCCGGCAUCUUGCAAGGGGUCACCCCUCCAGCGUCAACCACAGCCUCGUCCAGCGUCUCCUCUGCUCCCCCACUGGCCACAGGACCCCUGGGCGUGUGUACCAUGUCCCAGACCCAGCCUGAACUGGACCACCUCUACUCUCCACCACCUCCUCCUCCUCCUCCUUAUUCGGGCUGUGCUGGAGAUCUCUACCAGGACCCUUCAGCGUUCCUGUCACCACCCACCACGUCCACCUCCUCUCUGGCCUACCAGCCACCCCCUUCUUACCCAUCCCCCAAGCCAGCCAUGGACCCAGGUCUCAUUCCUAUGAUUCCAGACUAUCCUGGAUUUUUCCCAUCUCCGUGCCAGAGAGAUCCGCAUGGCUCCGCUGGCCCCGAUCGAAAGCCGUUUCCCUGCCCUCUGGACUCCCUGCGGGUCCCCCCUCCGCUCACACCACUGUCUACCAUCCGUAAUUUUACUCUGGGGGGCCCCGGUGCUGGGGUCACGGGACCAGGGGCAGGUGGAGGCAGUGAGGGACCCCGACUGCCCGGCAGUGGCUCGGCAGCAGUGACUGCUACCCCCUACAACCCGCACCACCUGCCCCUGCGGCCCAUCCUGCGGCCCCGGAAGUACCCUAACAGGCCCAGCAAAACGCCAGUGCACGAGAGGCCCUACCCGUGCCCGGCAGAGGGUUGUGACAGGAGGUUCUCACGGUCGGACGAGCUGACCCGGCACAUCCGAAUCCACACGGGCCACAAACCCUUCCAGUGUCGCAUCUGCAUGCGAAACUUCAGCCGAAGCGACCACCUCACCACUCACAUCCGCACCCACACCGGGGAGAAGCCCUUUGCCUGUGACUAUUGCGGCCGCAAGUUUGCCAGGAGUGACGAAAGGAAGCGCCACACCAAGAUCCACCUUCGACAGAAGGAGCGGAAGAGCAGCGCCCCGUCUUCGUCUGUGUCUGCGCAGUCUUCAGCCUCCGGCCCUCCCGGGGGCUCACAGGCCAGCCUGUGCGGGAACAGCACCCUCGGAGGACCACUGGCCUCCUGCACCUCUCGGACCAGGACACCAUGAGACGAAGCUCCACGCCGGUUUCUCCACGCCCCACAGGCCCUCCGUCCACUCGAGCUGUACAACACUACCACCCUUCCCUGUUCCUCCCCGUCAUCUCGUGAUAGUGGACGAGGACCUCGACGGAGCCCAGCCCUGCCCCACCUUCUCCCCCCAAAAAAACGCCUGCCCAAAAACUUAGGCUAUUUAACUUCCUUAGGGGAGUUGACUACUCCAAGCAAUGGGGAGCCAGAGGAGGGCUGGGUGAGCGCCUCUGGCCAAGAGGGCUGUGGUCUGACCCUGCCCCAGAGAUGUCUGAUGAGGUUUUGCUAGGCCUUCCCUUUAUUUUGACCCUGGAUGCCAGGCUUGUUCUGAGACCUUCUCUACUAGGUUGGGAGCUGCUGGUUCCUUGGAGUGAGGACAGCGAAAAAGACUAAGCAAAACUGCCACUGCACUUUAUGGCUUGGGGCCGACUGGGGGGCUUGGGGGGGAGUUGUACAGCGAGCAGAGCCUGGUCUGAGCUGCGGGCAUUCUGUGACCCUAGAGCAGCGAAUUGAAGUGUAUCUGGCCGUCUCAACCGUUAAGCAAUAUGUACUAAAAACUCAGAGAACAGAAGUGCAAUGAUAGGAGGGACAAAGCAAUAUUGCUCCUUUUUUUUGGUUGUUGUUGAGAAACGAAGAUUAUUUUUCCAGUGUAUAUCCAUUCAGAUUUUGUGUAUUUUUGAUGUGCACUGUUCUCCAAGUUCUGAACCUUCGGGAAAAAAAAAAUGUAAAGCAUUUAUGGUCUCUUGAAAUGAGUCAAAGGUUAACUUAUUUAAAGGGGGAUGUACAUAGGAUGCAUGCAGUCGUGUCGUGUCCUCCGUGCCUGGUGUGGUGUGGGCAGUGUUACAGGGUCUGCAUGUAGACAGGAUGCCUUACUACGGAAAAAAAACAAAUCACUCCCUGGGGUUAAGUAUGGCUGUAUAUUUCUGCCUAUUAAUAUUUGGAAUUUUUUUAGAAAGUAUAUUUUUGUAUGCUCUGUUUUGUGACUUAAAGUGUUACCUUUGUAGUCAAGUUUCAGAAGAGAAUGUGCAUAAUGUCACUGCAGCUGAUUUGUUUGGUUAUUAGCUCUUAAUAGUUGUGGAAAAAAAUAAACAAUCUAUUCUAACAUAAAACCACUAACUGGAGUUCAGAUAACGGAUGGUUUAUGACUAUGGUGUAAAUAAAUACUUUCAACAAUA
Messenger RNA from Psammomys obesus (fat sand rat), 2826 nucleotides. RefSeq names its product early growth response 2 (gene Egr2). The transcript is spliced from 3 exons. Gene Ontology annotation, molecular function: RNA polymerase II cis-regulatory region sequence-specific DNA binding; DNA-binding transcription factor activity, RNA polymerase II-specific. NCBI's taxonomy places the organism in Eukaryota, Metazoa, Chordata, Mammalia, Rodentia, Muridae. Bases 378 to 1631 code for a protein of 417 amino acids. The record is from RefSeq and is a predicted model, not a curated record. Gene Ontology annotation, biological process: regulation of transcription by RNA polymerase II.